Cyphellophora attinorum is the source of this 792-nucleotide messenger RNA. Its product is annotated as Vesicle-associated membrane protein-associated protein C16G5.05c. Bases 1 to 792 code for a protein of 263 amino acids. Gene Ontology annotation, molecular function: FFAT motif binding. The transcript has 5 exons. Gene Ontology annotation, biological process: endoplasmic reticulum membrane organization. NCBI's taxonomy places the organism in Eukaryota, Fungi, Ascomycota, Eurotiomycetes, Chaetothyriales, Cyphellophoraceae. Gene Ontology annotation, cellular component: plasma membrane; endoplasmic reticulum membrane. The record is from RefSeq and is a predicted model, not a curated record.
AUGGCGGUCGAACUUCAGCCUUCCGAGCUCGGUUUCAAGAGACCAUUUGAUCGCGAAGUGACCGAAACGCUCAAGCUGACAAACCAUGGUGAUUCGACUGUCGCAUUCAAGGUCAAGACUACUGCUCCCAAACAGUACUGUGUACGACCAAACUCCGGUUUGAUUCAGCCGAAUAGCAAUGUCGAAGUCCAAGUCCUCCUCCAAGCGAUGAAGGACGAGCCUCCUCUCGACUACAAAUGCCGCGACAAGUUCCUUGUCCAGUCCGUCGAUAUUGAGGGCUCCCAUACCUCGGAUGAGUCCGUUACAGCCCUGUGGUCGAAUAUCGAGAAGACAGCAAAGAGCAAAAUCCAAGAGAAGAAGAUCCGCGUGAACUUCCUUGCGCCUGGCGCCACCACCAACGGUAUCAGCGAGUCAGACGAGAAGCCGCCCUCUUACUCCGCGCAGUCGCCCUCACCACAAUUCGGCUCGCCAGCUCCCACCGAGAAGUCAACCAUGGGUGAGAGCACUCGAUCUGCCGCCGAAGCUACCGGUCUCGCUGGCGCCGCUGCUGCUAUCUCCAAUGCUUUACCUAGCAGCACCGAGGAUGUGAAAGCUCAGCUUGCUGCUGCGCAGAGAGAGAUUGCAAGACUCACACAAGAACUCAAGGACCCGGCUGUGAGACAGCGCAAGGUUCAGGAGGCUCAACAGAAAGUCCAGACCGUCGUUCAGCAGUCACAGGAUAGCGGAGUGCCUCUACAAAUUGUUGCUGGUCUGUGCUUGUUCAGCUUCCUGGUGGCAUAUCUGUUCUUCUAG